UUGCAGCUGAAGUGCGUCGCUGGGCAACUUGCGAGUGGAGCCCAGGGGCGUGAAGAGAGCAAAUGAUUCAUUUUCCUGGCUGCUGCGCCGGAGCGAAGGCAAGCCGACGGCACAUCGCACUAGACUGCAAUUGAGCUUGACUGCUAGUGCACGCUGUCGCCGCGACGCCGCAUCACCGCCGAAAACAAAACAUUAGACCAGUCUCAACACCAACGCAGCGAUGCGGUUACUAAACUACGCACUCCUCCUCGCGCUGCGGGCCGGCGGCUUCACGACAACAAACCGCGCGCCGCGCCCGCCCAAAGCGACGACGCGAGUGCAAGGCAUCGCGAACUUCGGCACGUUCUUCGCGGAGAGUUGGCUGGGCGCCGGCGCGUGCUCGAGCCGCAAGUGCCCGCCGGCCAAGGACGUUUUUGAUCACGUGCUCGUGGACGUGAAUCAAUAUGUUCAUACUUCUGCAAGAAGAGCGACGUCGCAGGACGACGCCGUCAAGCGGCUGUACGCCGCGCUGGACGGCGUGCUGCGCGUCGCCCGCCCGCGGAAGAGUUUGGUGUUGGCGCUGGACGGCGCGGCGCCCGUCGCCAAAAUCGUCACGCAGCGGAAAAGGAGAGAAGCCAACGUCGCGAAGACGGGCGUCGACCCACACGACGAGGUGCACCCUCUGUUGAUCACGCCGGGUACUGUAUUUAUGGACGUGAUGUCUGAUGCCCUAGAAAGGUACGCCGUCGAGCGCGUGUCGCGAAGGCAGACGCUGGAGAACGUGACGGUCUACGCGUCGUGCGUGCGUCAUGCUGGAGAAGGUGAGCUCAAGUUGGUGAGGUGGCUCCGAUCUUCAGUUUGCGACGGCGGCACCGCCGCGGUCGUGUCCGGCGACGCGGACGUCGUCCUGCAGGCGUUGGCUGCCUUGGACUGCACGCGCGGGAAAUCUUUGGAACCCUUCGUGUUGCGGCCUCUCGUGAAGCCGGACUAUGGGGUCGUGAGCGCGUGGCGUCUGGCGAGAGAGCUGGCGAAGCGCUUUCCCGGAGCCGCGGCUGACCGGAGUAGAGAUGAUGUCUUGGUGUUACUGUUGCUGCAGGGCAACGACUACGUCCCGAAGCUACGAGCGGCGCCCUUCCACGCCUGUUUACGGGCCUACGAGCGGGCCGUGCUCGAGGCUUCGGGUGAAGACGACGGCGCCCAUUUCUUCCAUUAUACCCAAAACGAGCGGCGAGGCUGGAACGCGCCCUUCGCGGCGACGUUCUUCGAGUAUUUACGAAAGUCGCGGCCGCGAACGCCGACGCUCUACGACUCCUUCGACCUGCGGGACCUCCACGAGCGCAACCAGACCGAGGACAUUUCUGAAUUGACCUUUGACCUGAAGGAGGGCGCGGCGUCGCCCGACGAGUGGCGCUGCGAGGCCGUCUGUAAGGAGAUCAAGGAGGCCGCGACGGGCCCGACGAAGCAGAAGGCAAAAAAAAAGGCCGCCGCGCAAGUCCUGGAAAGGCUCGGCGAGACCGAAUGGCCGAACGGCGACCCCAUCUGCGCGCUUGGACAAAGAGCGUCGCUCUCGUUCGAUAAAGUCAGCGGGAAGCGCCAGUGGGUCUGCGCCGCGGCGCUGACGAAGGACUCUCAGCCGUUCAACGCGACAGCGGCCGCGGGCUCGAAGCGGGAAGCGCGAGCUCUGGCCGCCAAGCUGCUGCGGCGGCAGAUCGCGCCAUCUCCGCAAAGGACGACGACGAGCGACGCCGCUUCUUAUAUACAAGGCAUCGCGUGGUGCCUCGACGCGUACGUCGAAGGUUAUGUGGAGGACGGCUCGUACCGCUACCUGCCGCCGCACGCGCCGUCCUCGAAAGCGCUCAAAGCUUUAUUUGAGGCUGGUGUGGAUCUGUGUGGAAAUCAAAAUUUUACGGCGCGUUCGUGCUGAAUCAUCGCGUUGUCCUCCACGCCAUCGACGCGACGCCUGCUCGAUGGCGUGGCGAUGCCGGUUCCUCGCCGCUCGACCGAGCCAGGUCGGCCGCGUCAUUGCCGAGAAAUGACUUCGUGAAGAAUUGUCGGGCGCACCCGACGCACUGGUUGAUUUCCACACAGGUGUGGAUGACGAGGUAAGGGUGAAGACGGGCGCGCUCUCGGCGGACGUGCACUGCUGCGCCGUCAUGCCGCGCGAGGCCUCUCCUUUAUUGCCGGAGCACCUGCAGCCGCUGCACGCGGCCAUCUGCGACGCGCGCGACCAGGGCCUCGACGCGGACGCGCUGCCCUUCCUCGAGGCCCUCGCGUCGACGCUCCACGCCGCGAAUUCUUUGCUUGGCGGCGGCGACGCGCGGACGUGGACGACGGUGCGGCGCGCGCGCGAGGACGAAAUUACGCUCAGUCUGUCGCCGCCGAUGCCGCGGCCGGGAGGCGGCGUCGCGGCGGGCGUCGCCGACGGCGGCGGCGCGCGCGUGGCCGUCGCGCACGACGUGGACCUCGAGCCGGCGCCCGCUCGCGCGUCCUCGCCCGACGCGGGCGCCACCGCGCGUGCUGCCGCGAAUCGAGCUCUGCUGGAUCGGCGCUUCUACACGGCCUUCAAGCCGCCUAGAAGGGUCUUCAAGAAGCGGAAGGCUCGGCCGGCGAACGCGACGCUCGCGACGUAACCUAUUUCUGUUUC
Messenger RNA from Pelagomonas calceolata, 2623 nucleotides. The record is from the annotation of a GenBank genome assembly. NCBI's taxonomy places the organism in Eukaryota, Pelagophyceae, Pelagomonadales, Pelagomonadaceae.